This is a messenger RNA of Melanotaenia boesemani (Boeseman's rainbowfish), 2076 nucleotides long. It is a transcript of the gene anxa13l, whose product is annotated as annexin A13, like. Lineage: Eukaryota; Metazoa; Chordata; Actinopteri; Atheriniformes; Melanotaeniidae. Bases 123 to 1073 code for a protein of 316 amino acids. Gene Ontology annotation, cellular component: cytoplasm. The record is from RefSeq and is a predicted model, not a curated record. The transcript is spliced from 11 exons. Gene Ontology annotation, molecular function: calcium-dependent phospholipid binding; calcium ion binding.
GACGCUGGGCUGCGUCCCUGCAGGAGCAGCCCCAUCCUCUGACAGCGUCACAUCAGCCACUGCACACAGCCAGGCAAAGCAGCUUUAACCUCCACUUUACAGCAAGGAUCAGCUGGGAAGACAUGGGCAACGUGCAGCCCACCAUAGUCCCAUAUGAGGACUUUGAUGUCACAGCUGAUAUAAAAGCUAUUCGAAAAGCAUGUAAAGGUUUUGGCACAGAUGAAGAGGCCAUUAUCCAAAUCCUGGCCAAUCGCUCUGCAGCUCAGCGCGUGGAAAUCAAACAGGCCUACUUUGAAAAGUAUGACGACGAGCUGGAGGAAGUACUGAAGAAAGAGCUGACCGGUAGUUUUGAAAAAGCCAUCGUGGCCAUGUUGGACCCCCCACAUGUCUUUUUCGCCAAGGAACUGAGGAAGGCCAUGAAGGGGGCGGGUACGGACGAAGCCGUGCUGGUCGAGAUCUUGUGCACCGCCACAAAUGAGGACAUCUUGAGCUACAAGGAGGCAUAUGUACAAGUGAAUGAUCAUGACCUGGAGGCAGAUAUUGAGGAUGAUACCAGUGGAGAUGUGAGGAACCUGCUGAUCUCACUCCUGCAGGCAAGCAGGGAUGAAGGCUACGAGGUGGAUGAGGGUUUAGCCGAACAAGAUGCUGCAUCUUUGUUUGAGGCAGGAGAGGGCAGGUUUGGCACAGAUGAGUCUACCUUCACCUACAUCCUGACACACAGAAACUACCUGCAGCUACAGGCUACCUUUAAGGCCUACGAGUCUCUUUCAGGAACAGACAUACUGGACACCAUUGAUGCUGAGGCCACAGGAACUCUUAAGGAUUGCUACGUUACUCUUGUGAGGUGUGCUAAGAACCCACAGCUGUAUUUUGCUCGCCGCCUUAAUGCUGCAAUGAAGGGACUGGGCACCGAUGAGGACACACUCAUUCGCAUCAUCAUGGGCCGUUCUGAGUUUGACUUGGAGACAGUGAAGGAUAUGUACCUGGAGAAGUAUGAUGUCACUCUGAAAGAUGCCCUGGACUCUGAGUGCGGUGGAGACUUUAAGCGCCUCCUGAUCGAGAUCCUGCACUGAAACAUUUCAUGCCUUCCUCCCUCUAGCCUUACUUAACCAUGACACUACAUGAUCCACUCUGUCUGCCAUAUUUCCACUUCACCCAUUCACUCUUGCCUUUCUUACUCCUCUCAGAGAUAGUCAGUUCUCUUUGCAGCACGGACCAAAAACCAAUCAAUAUUAUACAGUUCAGUGUUAACAUGUGGUAAACUUUUUUAAGACACACUUUGUAGCCAAGAGCAUUAUUUCAGUAAAAGGUCUUUACACAUGUAGUGAAAUACACAGUGGAGUUGCAGUCAUUGUAAGAUUAAGGCAGUUUUAUGGAUCUCUUAUGGAACUUAUGCAUCAUGCUCACAUAUUUAUCCAAGCAGAUUUUCACCAAGUCUUGGUAGUCUGUUGGUAUUUCAGCUCAAGUCUACCAUUUUGACCUUUUCUCAAAACCUUUAACAUAAAAUACAUACAGAUGUUUCUCAUUUAUCAUCCACUAAGUUUUUGUCUUUCUUUCGUCUUUUACAGUAUUUAAUAAUUUUUACUUUCUGCUGCAAAAGUGACAGAAAGUCCCCAGUUGUCACAUUUAUUUGUUGAUGUCUGAGAAGAUUAAAAAUUUUAUUAUGUAUAUCAGUAUUAUAAAGACGUUUUAAAGACUCACUACUGGCUUUUUGUACUCACAUCCCUGUAUGCUAAGUGGGAUUUUUACUUUUUCCUGUCAUUCAAUCACAUCUCACAAGCUGCCUUGCUUUCACAUUUUUACAAACUGUUAUGCUAUUUCCCAUUUUAAUCCAGUGACUGUAUAAUGAUUAUACUGAGGAAUUUGUAUCUAUGUUUCCGUAAGUGCAGUGAAUAAAAAUUGCCACACUGUGUGUAAUUAGGUAUGUAACGUGGACUCAUUUUAUUUAAAAGUAAUUAAUAGUAGUGUAAUAUAUUGAUGUGUUGUUGCAGAUGUUACUGUAAUCUUGUAAUGACAUUUGAUGUUCACUGUCUGUACAAAACACAAUAUGACAAGUCUUAAUAAAUUUAAACCUCA